AUGGGCCACCUCGAACAAUGGCGUUCUCGGCAGAAGAUAGGCAUGGGCAAGGGCUCUCGCCACUGCGUGAUCUGCUCGAACCAGAAGGCGGUUAUUCGGAAGUACGAGCUCAACGUAUGCCGCCAGUGCUUCCGUGAGAACGCGGCAAACAUUGGAUUCAGCAAGCUUCGUUGA
Messenger RNA from Trypanosoma cruzi, 174 nucleotides. RefSeq names its product ribosomal protein S29, putative. Gene Ontology annotation, biological process: translation. The record is from RefSeq and is a predicted model, not a curated record. Gene Ontology annotation, molecular function: zinc ion binding; structural constituent of ribosome. Gene Ontology annotation, cellular component: cytosolic small ribosomal subunit; ribosome. NCBI's taxonomy places the organism in Eukaryota, Euglenozoa, Kinetoplastea, Trypanosomatida, Trypanosomatidae. Bases 1 to 174 code for a protein of 57 amino acids. The transcript has a single exon.